GGCAUUUUGUAAAUGUACCGUAAGUCUCCCUGUAGAUUGCCUACCCACGUUUGGAUUUGGAAGCUGCUACUUCAGGGGAGACCGAACUAACGCCAGACUUGGAAGAGACGGGUCAGGAAGACCGUUAGAUCGUGUAUAUCUUUUGGCCAGCGCCAAAAAAGCAACAGAUAUGGAAAAGGAGGGCACGGAGAUGGUAGAAGAAACUGAGCACAUGAUAGUGAAGAACGGUGCCAAGGACCCGCAAAAUGCAAUUUCUGCAUCGGAUUCAAAAGAAAUGCGGGCUGUGGUACUGACAGGCUUCGGAGGUCUAAACAAACUCAAAGUAACCAAGAAACCAAUGCCUGAACCCCAAGAAGGAGAAGUCAAAAUUCGUGUUAAAGCAUGUGGGUUGAAUUUCCUCGACCUUAUGGUGCGUCAAGGAAAUAUUGAUAAUCCCCCUAAAACACCUCUUGUGCCUGGAUUUGAAUGUUCUGGAAUAGUGGAAUCGAUGGGAGAAAACGCUUCAGGGUUUGAGAUCGGGGACCGGGUGAUGGCUUUCGUGAACUACAGUGCCUGGGCCGAAGUGGUGUGCACGCCAGUUGACUGGGUCUAUAAGAUACCCGAUGAGAUGACUUUUCCCGAGGCCGCUGCCUUCUGCGUGAACUUUGUGGCUGCUUACAUGAUGCUGUUCGAGGUGGCCAACCUGCGGGAGGGAAUGUCUGUUCUGGUUCACUCAGCCGGUGGCGGCGUGGGUCAAGCUGUCACUCAGCUGUGUGCCACUGUUCCCAAUGUCACCAUUUUUGGCACAGCUUCUCCCUUCAAGCACGAAGCUAUUCGACACUACGUCACUCACCUACUGGACAGAAAUGCUGACUAUGUGGCAGAAGUCAGAAAGAUUUCCCCAGAAGGAGUGGACAUUGUUCUGGACUGUCUGUGUGGAGAGAACACAGGGAAAGGCUUGGGUCUCCUGAAACCCCUGGGCACAUACAUCCUCUACGGUUCAUCAAAUAUGGUAACGGGAGAGACAAAGAGUUUCUUCAGUUUUGCCAAAUCUUGGUGGCAGGUGGAGAAGGUCAAUCCCAUCAAACUCUAUGAAGAAAACAAAGUCAUGGCUGGAUUCUCGCUGCUCAGCCUACUCUUUAAGCAGGGUGGCUGCAGCCAAGUGAAGACUGCUGUACAGGCUCUCCUCAACCUCUACAAUCACAAGAAGAUCAAACCUUUAGUGGAUUCUCUGUGGGCCUUGGAGGAGGUGAAGGAGGCAAUGCAGAGAAUCCAUGACAGAGGAAACAUAGGAAAGCUGAUUCUGGAUAUGGAAAAAUCUCCAACUCCUUUGAUGGCCAACGACAGCACAGAGACCAGCGAGGCGGGUGAGGAAGAGGAGGAGCAAGAGGGGGACAACGACAACAAGGAGCGAAUGCCUUUCAUCCAGUAAGCCCUAAUGACCCCUGGCCCACUUGUGGACACCCCCCUCCCCCCAUAGACUGAGAGACUCCCACAGUGUCAGGAUCAUCCACUUGGCGCCAUGCUGUCGUGAAGUGUAUGAUUGAUUGUGCAUCCCUUGUCUGUCUGACCUGUGGUGUAUUUCGAAAAUCAAAAACCCUCAUUGCCACUUGAAUGCCAUUCCUAGUGCAGUAUUGAAAUGUUGUAGUGUUUGCUCCAAAGUGUUGUUUGAGGUCUCAGUCUUGUUUGCAACUUUUUUUGAGUGUCAUAUGGCAGAAAAAGAGAGUUUCAUGUGAAAGAGAGUGCCAUCAUAUUUGUUCAGGUGUUAUGCUACUGUAUUCGUGGCAGAGGAUAGAAUUACAAAACUGUGCACAUAUAUAUGUGCAACUGUAUUCAGGUAGGUGUGUGUUUGAGUUUUCGCUCAUAUUGCUUUAUCACAGUCAUUUGCUGAAAUUGGUAAAUUAUUCCGUUGGCCACACCAUAUUCAUUUUUGGAAUAGCCAUUUAGCAACCAGACUGUAGUUUUUUUUCAAUCUGGUAACAGCUCUGUAGCCCUUCAGAGAGAGAUUUUCUCAUGGUUUGGUGUCUAAACUCCAUUUGAGAGCACACCGCAAAUACUUUAGAGCAUUUAAUAUUUCCUAGAUAAUCGACGCAAAGUAUUUCUGAAAGCUGUUUUAUGUCACUCCGGUAAGCCAAAACCCAACACCAACCUUGAGAAAGGCAGUGGAUCUGAGGUUUUGCCUUUUGUAACUGUACAUGUGUGUGAUGUAUUUACAUUAUGGUGCCUGCUUGGAAUUAUUGACUUUAACUUAAAAGAAUAAGUGUGCAGAGGACUAAUAGUGUACAAUACCACCCACAUCAUAUAAAUGAACUCUUAAUUCUCUUAAUUAGUUAAGAGAAUUAGUUAAUUAGACUUAAUUCUCAUGUGCCUAUACUGUUCUUGGAAAUAAAUUGAUGUGUGUGUGUGUGUGUGUGUGUGUGUGUGGGUGGGUGGGUGCGGG
Messenger RNA from Electrophorus electricus (electric eel), 2419 nucleotides. RefSeq names its product vesicle amine transport 1-like (gene vat1l). Lineage: Eukaryota; Metazoa; Chordata; Actinopteri; Gymnotiformes; Gymnotidae. The record is from RefSeq and is a predicted model, not a curated record. Gene Ontology annotation, molecular function: oxidoreductase activity.